AAAGGCAAAUUUUAUCUCAGGCGCCGCCGCGAAACAGCAAAAAUCCAAAAGAUCGGCGAAGAUUUGAGAGAUGCAAGGAGGAGUGUGGAGCCAACUAUGGAGGAAAUACGCUGAUUAUAAGUACAACAAGUUCGAGAGAUUCGCUGUUUGGGAAAUGAUCGAACCUUACCGCCGACCAAAAACCUUCACGGCUCUGAUUACGAUCUAUGUCGCCGCCUUUUACACCGGCGUCAUCGGCGCUGCAGUUACAGAGCAACUCUACAAGGAGAAGUUUUGGGAAGAGCACCCGGGGAAAACGGUGCCUCUGAUGAAGCCUGUAUUCUAUCGAGGACCAUGGAGAGUUUAUCGCGGUGAGGCUAUUGCUUCUGAUGCUAGCAGUCUGUGAAGGUAACAACGAUUUAGGCUAAUCAGAGACUAUGGUCAAAAGAUAUAACUCCGCUAUGUGCAUCCUUUAUGCUGGUGUUUAUAAACCAACUUUUGUGUUCUGUAUGUAUCCUACUGAAAGUUGUUUAAAUGUUCUCUAGGCAUCUGGUCGGUAUAUUAUGCUUGUAGACAACAAUAAGGUCUAUUGACGAAUAGACUCUCUUAAAGAAUUUGAUUUUUCCUACUUGUAAUGGCAGUCUCAUUAUAGUAUUAAUGAUUUGAUAAGGGUAUCCAUCUAUUCCUUUGGAUACCUCUCAUUUCCA
Molecule: messenger RNA, 686 nt
Organism: Camelina sativa (false flax)
Lineage: Eukaryota; Viridiplantae; Streptophyta; Magnoliopsida; Brassicales; Brassicaceae
Source: RefSeq, a predicted model, not a curated record